UUGAGAUCCCCCAACAGUGGUCUCACUUUAAAUGAACCUAUUGCUCCAGUCCCUGGCAAAUGCCCUAUUUGGUCGGAAAAUACAAAUGAUAUAUUUGCUGACCUUAAAGAUGGUGCAAAGGUUCUCGUCCAGGGCGCAUCGUCAUCGCCUUCUUCACUGAUUUCUCUUCUUUAUCAGCACGUUAUGGAGAAGGGGUUGAAAAAAAUAACAGUCAACCACUUUCACCCACUUGGUCCGCUACCAUACCUCAACGAGGAAGCCAAAGACAAUUUCCGCCUUAAUACAUGCUAUUCCACUAAUUUAUGUCGUGACGCUAUCAACACCGGACGGGCAGACUUCACUCCGAUAUCAGUUUCGGAGAUACCUCUUUUUUAUCGCUCGGGGCGUGGGGAGACGGACUAUGCCCUUAUUACGGUUACGCCUCCUGACAAACAUGGCUUUUGCUCCUUAGGGGCCGCGGUUGGCACUGUGCGUUCGGCUAUCCAAAACGCUAAGAAGAUAAUAGGUAAGAGUUUCAGUGUUAUGAUGGCUAUUCUGUUAGGUCAGGUUAACCCGAUGGCACCAACCACUUAUGGCGAUGGGACUAUUCAUUGCAGCAACAUUGAUUACUUUGUGCAUGGACCCCAAAUGUUGCAUCAAAUUCCGCCUCCGAAGACAAAUGUUACAGAGCAGAAAAUUGCAAAGAUUAUUGCUGAAAAUCUUGUGGAGGACGGUGCAACAAUACAGCUAGGAUUUGGUCGCAUUCCAUAUGAAGUCGCCAACCAACUUCGUGGUCACCGUGACUUAGGCGUGCAUGCUGAGAUGUUCUCGGACGGCAUUGUUGAUCUUGUCAAUCUGGGCGUUGUAAAUAACAGAAAAAAGACGGUUAGACGUGGGCGCAUUGUUGCUAGCUACACCAUCGGCACAGAGAAGGUUUUCGAUUUCAUUAAUGAAAAUCCUCUGGUUGCACUCUACGAUAUCGCUUGGGUUAACUCCAUCGAGGUUAUUGCCCGCAAUCCGAAGGUAACAGCUGUCAAUACUGCCUUCGAGAUAGACCUGACAGGCCAGUGCGCUAGUGACAGUCUUGGGAACUCGAUUUUCACCGGCGUCGGGGGCCAUAUUGACUUCACACGUGGAGCUUCCCUUUCCAUUGACGGCCGUGGUCGCCCAAUCAUUACGAUGUGCUCGAAGAACUCUGCUGGGAAUUCCGCUAUCGUUCCCUUUCUGACAGAUGGCAGCGGU
This is a messenger RNA of Dibothriocephalus latus, 1221 nucleotides long. Lineage: Eukaryota; Metazoa; Platyhelminthes; Cestoda; Diphyllobothriidea; Diphyllobothriidae. The record is from the annotation of a GenBank genome assembly.